AUGAAGCUCUACAUGCUUUCCAGCACCACCGCGCUGCUUGCACUGCUCACCGCGGCCUCGGCAUUGCCAGCAGACCCAAGCACCACUGUGCCACCGCCUAUCAUAACUCCAACAACCGGCCACGUCAACCAAGGAGAACAAGUGCCGCCUGAAAUCUCGAAGGAGGAGCAGGCCAACCAGUAUCUCUUCAACAUGACCUUGGAAUCGUUCAUUUCCCUCCGUGAUCAACGUUACCCAUCUUAUUUCUGGUGGGAAAGCGAUGGCUGUUCACAGUCGCCCAAUGCGCCAUUUGGAUUUCCCUUCCUCCCGGCCUGUUACCGUCACGAUUUCGGCUACGACCAGUACAAGCGUCAAAACAGAUUCACACCAGACGCCAAGAACAAAAUUGACCGCAACUUCAGAGCAGACCUGUACCACAUUUGCUCGGCCCCGGACCUCAAAAACGAGAUCUGCGAGGCAUGCGCUGAAGACCCAAACCGUGGGGACUUCGACUGCAAGCACAGGACCGACAUGUGCAAGUUCCCACAAGAGGAUGUUUGCAAAUGUCUUGGUGACAUCUACUACACUGCCGUCAAGGCAUUCGGUCGCAAACAAAAGUCGAGGUCGAGGGGACUUUUCCAUUUUGACGUCCCAUCAAUUGACUUGACACAGUUCGGACUUUGUCUGAACAAGAACAUGCAUUCGGCGGACGACAAGCCUGUCGACUAA
Diaporthe batatas is the source of this 708-nucleotide messenger RNA. RefSeq lists its product as uncharacterized. Gene Ontology annotation, molecular function: A2-type glycerophospholipase activity. The record is from RefSeq and is a predicted model, not a curated record. Lineage: Eukaryota; Fungi; Ascomycota; Sordariomycetes; Diaporthales; Diaporthaceae. Gene Ontology annotation, biological process: arachidonate secretion; phospholipid metabolic process. The transcript has 4 exons. The coding region runs from base 1 to 708 and encodes 235 amino acids.